AGUGUGUGUGAGAGAGAGAGAGAGAGAGAGAGAGAGAUGUGUGUGUGUAGGAAUGGUCUCAUCAGUGGGAGCUGUAAGAGGCGCGAGAGCGGCGGAGCAUCCUGAUGGGAGAGGGAGGAUCUGGGAACUGGUGGAGACGGAGGAAUAAACUGGUUAUUGAGGAGCUGAGGGAAGAUACUGGGCUGAAUGUUGGGGUUUUAAACUAAACCUGGAUUAAAGGAAUAAAAAAAAGGAAACGCCGGCAGGAAAGGUGCUGUCAAUCCUUAAUGAAUGAUGCUUAUUCCACUUCUCAUCUGCUUGAGUUUGUUCGUGAGUUCCGCUAUCUGUGAAAAAGGCAUUCAUGGGUUUCAUUUUGGAGAAUGGAACGAGUCUCAGCUGCAGCCCACCAUCCAGAAACUGAUGAAAGGCUACAAUCGCUACCUCAGGCCCAAUUUCAACGGUGGUCCAGUUGAGAUCGGAAUGAGUCUGGAUAUCGCCAGCAUUGAUGCCAUCUCUGAGAUCAAUAUGGACUACACAGCUACGAUAUUCCUGAGGCAGCGCUGGCGGGACUCGCGGUUAAUAUUCCCCGGAAAUGAAAGCUUAAGCCUGGACGGACGGCUGGUUUCCCUGCUUUGGAUUCCUGAUACCUUCAUUCCUGACUCGAAGAGAUCCUUCCUGCACGACGUCACUGUAGACAACCGGCUCAUCCGGAUCUUCAGCAACGGCACCGUACUCUACGCUCUCCGUAUCACAGCUACCAUUGCCUGCAACAUGGAUCUUACCAAAUACCCGAUGGACAGACAAGUGUGUACCCUGCAGCUGGAGAGCUGGGGCUAUAAUCUGCAGGACGUGGUGUUUUACUGGACUCGAGGGAAUGACUCUGUGAAGGGUUUGGACACACUCCGUCUGGCUCAGUACAGCGUAGAGAGCUAUCACACCACUGUGUCUGAGGCCGUGUAUGAAACAGGUUCUUACCCGAAGCUGGUGCUGCACUUCUCUCUGCGGAGAAACGUUCUGUUCUUUAUCCUGGAGACGUACGUCCCGUCCACCCUGCUGGUGGUUCUGUCCUGGGUGUCUUUCUGGAUCAGCCAGUCCUCAGUUCCUGCUCGAACCUGUAUAGGAGUGACCACAGUUCUGACGAUGACGACUCUGAUGAUGGGUGCCAGGACAUCACUGCCCAACGCCAACUGCUUCAUCAAGGCCAUAGAUGUCUAUCUUGGUAUUUGCUUCACCUUCAUCUUCGGAGCUCUGCUGGAGUACGCCUGUGCACAUUUCUGCACCAUGCAGCACCAAACUAUUCUAGAUGUACAGAGGGAGCUUCUGAAGGAGUUUGAGGAGUCGAAUGGAAACGGCACCAUCCAAUUAGUGACGUCCACCACACCCAACAAAGCCCUGAGCAAAGAAACACAGCCAGAGAUGAGCGAGCAGUCUGUGCAGUCUGUGCAGUCUGAGGGAGACGAGCAAACAGAGAAUAAGCAGGGGAACGGCUGUGGUCUGUCCUCGGUGAAGCAGGCGUCGCGCAGGGCGGCGUCCAUGAUGAGCGUGGAGAACCCCCACAACAUCGACCGCCACUCCCGCACCCUGUUCCCUGUGGCGUUUCUCCUGGUCAACAUCUUAUACUGGCUGUAUUACCUUUUCAUCUAAUCAAACAGACGCACUGGACUCAUCUACGCACAAUGGCCUAGUGAACCCGGCGACUCCGAGGACUAAACUCACGACUGAAAACACUCUUUAAGUCUUUAAGUGCCCUGUAAUGCUGAACUGGACCAGCAGUCCAUUCAAACAACAGACGACGACAACGUAGACAACAGAUCACACAAAUCAAACACAAGCACAAAGGAAAAAAUUCAGUGACUAUUCAGUAUUUUUGUUGUUGUUGGCUUCCAUAUAAUAUAUAUAUAUAAUGGCCUUCAUGUUUCUACAUCGUUAAAAAUGUAUACAGUUAUUUAUUUAUUUAUUUAUUUAUUGCAAGAUUGAGCAUAGGGAAUCUGAUUGUUAUUGGCUGAUAAAUUCCAUGUGUAUGCUGUUUGUGCACUUCUGUAUAGGCUGCAAUAUGAUUCAUUUAUUAAUACUUAUUAAACUAUCAAUCGAC
Molecule: messenger RNA, 2071 nt
Organism: Astyanax mexicanus (Mexican tetra)
Lineage: Eukaryota; Metazoa; Chordata; Actinopteri; Characiformes; Acestrorhamphidae
Product: gamma-aminobutyric acid type A receptor subunit pi
Exons: 10
Coding region: 271-1623 (450 amino acids)
Biological process (GO): chemical synaptic transmission; signal transduction; regulation of membrane potential
Cellular component (GO): neuron projection; membrane; synapse
Molecular function (GO): extracellular ligand-gated monoatomic ion channel activity; GABA-A receptor activity; neurotransmitter receptor activity
Source: RefSeq, a predicted model, not a curated record